Bombina bombina (fire-bellied toad) is the source of this 1524-nucleotide messenger RNA. Its product is annotated as gastrula zinc finger protein XlCGF66.1-like. The transcript has 6 exons. Bases 156 to 689 code for a protein of 177 amino acids. Gene Ontology annotation, biological process: regulation of DNA-templated transcription. The record is from RefSeq and is a predicted model, not a curated record. NCBI's taxonomy places the organism in Eukaryota, Metazoa, Chordata, Amphibia, Anura, Bombinatoridae.
GUCCGUCAGCUAAAGUAUCGACGAUGAUGUCACAGCAGCCACGUGACCUCACCGGUCCUACAGCUGGAUGGGAUCUAGAUGCAACUGUGCUCCUACCACAACGUAACAAAGCAUAAGUAGCGGUUCUGUCUCAGUGUUACAGAAUAUCACUGACCAUGAGCAAGAUGAAUAAGAAGCUGCCUGAGCAGAUCCUGAAUCACAUCCUGGAGAUUCUCUACCUGCUGACAGGAAAGCGGGUGAGUAACUCACUGACAGCGAAUCACAUGACCGGGGACAAGAUGACGACAGAGAGGAUACUGACCCACACCCUGCAGAUCCUGUACCUGCUGACAGGGGAGGUGCCUAUAAAGUGUGAUGAUGUUGCUGUGUAUUUCUCUAUGGAGGAGUGGGAGUAUAUAGAGGGACACAAGGAGCUUUACAAGGACGUCAUGAUGGAGACUCACCAAGCACUAAGGACUAUGGAGAUCCCAGGAAAUGAGAGCUCAGGUCACAGUGAUGAAAAUCUAUACCCAGGAGCACAUGCAGAACGUUUACAGAAUAUUCACCCAACAGACAUCACUGCAGAAGAAAGAGAAGAUCAGUGGCUAAGAAAUGUGCUUGAAGCUCCUCCAGAGCAGGAAAUAUGUGAAAAUAUUAGUACAAGUGAAUUUGCGUUUGUGCCAUGUUUGAGGGAAACAGAGCACAAGUGAGUAUUCUUGUGGAACGUGUCUAAGGGAUGCAGAACACAGGUAAGUGUACAUAUGAUGUGUCUGAGGGAUGCAGAACACAGGUAAGUGUACGUCUGUGAUGAGUCUGAGGGAUGCAGAGCACAAGUGAGUUUUCUGGGUGGAACGUGUCUAAGGGAUGCAGAACACAGGUAAGUGUAUGUUUUUGAUGUGUCUGAGGGAUGCAGGGCACAGGUGAGUGUACAUGUGUGAUGUGUCUGAGUGAUACAGGGUACAGGUGAGUGUACAUAUGUGAUAUGUCUAAAGGAUACAGGACACGGGUGAGUGUACGUGUGUGAUGUGUCUGAGGGAUGCAGGGCACAGGUGAGUGUACAUGUGUGAUGUGUCUGAGGAAUGCAGGGCACAGGUGAGUGUACGUGUGUGAUGUGUCUGAGGGAUACAGGGCACAGGGGAGUGUACAUGUGUGAUGUGACUGAGGGAUACAGGGCACAGGUGAGUGUACGUGUGUGAUGUGACUGAGGGAUACAGGGCACAGGUGAGUGUACGUGUGUGAUGUGACUGAGGGAUACAGGGCACAGGUGAGUGUACAUGUGUGAUGUGUCUGAGGGAUACAGGGCACAGGUGAGUGUACAUGUGUGAUGCAUCUGAGGGAUACAGGGCACAGUUGAGUGUACAUGUGUAAUGUGUUGCAGGGAUGCAGGGCACAGGUGAGUGUAAGUGUGUGAUGUGUCUGAGGGAUACAGGGUAUAGGUGAGUGUACGUGUGUGAUGUGUCUGAGGGAUACAGGGCACAGGUGAGUGUACAUGUGUGAUGUGUCGCAGGGAUGCAGGGCACAGGUGAGUGUACGUGUGUGAUGUGU